AGGAAGGAGGAAGGCCAGAGUGGAAGGCGCCCUCGCACAGCAGUUGGCUGACAGCGCUUCCCCGCAAUGGCCGCGCACUGUCGGGGCACAGAGCUCGAUCUUAGCUGGAUCUCCAAAGUUCAGGUGAAUCACGCGGCCGUUCUGAGGCGGGCUCAGCAGAUCCAGGCCCGCCGAAGCGUGAAGAAGGAAUGGCAGGCUGCGUGGCUCCUGAAAGCUGUUACUUUCAUAGACCUUACCACACUUUCCGGGGAUGACACGUUUUCCAACGUUCAACGGCUCUGCUACAAAGCCAAAUAUCCGAUCCGGGCGGACCUCUUAAAAGCUUUAAAUAUGCACGACCAAGGCAUCACCACGGCUGCCGUCUGUGUUUACCCUGCCCGCGUGUGUGAUGCUGUGAAGGCGCUGAAGGCUGCAGGCUGCAGUAUCCCCGUGGCAUCAGUGGCCACUGGCUUUCCAGCUGGACAGACUCAUUUAAAGACACGAUUGGAAGAGGUCAGAUUGGCCGUGGAGGACGGAGCUACUGAAAUCGACGUGGUCAUUAACAGGACCUUGGUGCUGACUGGCCAGUGGAAAGCCCUCUACGAUGAGAUCAGUGAGUUUCGAAAGGCCUGUGGUGAGGUUCAUCUCAAAACCAUCCUAGCUACCGGAGAACUCGGCUCCCUCACCAACGUCUACAAAGCCAGUCUGGUAGCAAUGAUGGCAGGAUCAGACUUUAUUAAGACCUCUACUGGAAAAGAGACAGUGAAUGCCACCUUCCCGGUAGCCAUCGUGAUGCUGCGGGCCAUUAGAGAUUUCUUCUGGAAAACUGGAAACAAGGUCGGCUUUAAGCCUGCAGGAGGCAUCCGCACCGCAAAGGAGUCCCUUGCGUGGCUCUCUCUGGUGAAGGAGGAACUGGGGGACAAGUGGCUGACGCCUGAGCUCUUCCGCAUUGGGGCCAGCUCUCUGCUUUCGGACAUCGAGAGGCAGAUUUACCAUCACGUGACCGGACGAUACGCAGCUUAUCAUGAUCUCCCGAUGUCUUAGGUCAGCAGCCGGCCCAGAAAAGCAACUUGCAACAAUUUUUUAAAAAAUAUUUUUGCAUAAUUGCUAAGGUUUAAGAAUAGGUAACUGACUUUUUCCUCAUUAAAAAUCUCCACUGAAAUUAACUCGAAAGAAUAAAGGAAACAAACCAACUGAAUCUGUAAUGUGGAACUCAGAUCAGGUGAGGCUGAACUGGUCUUAAUUGCCAGGAGAUGUACAUUUAUUAAGUGAAGAUUUUCUCUGAAAAGCUUAGAAUAAAGUGGUUCUAAUGGCCUGUACUGCAGCAAAUUCUGAGGGGGAAAAUGAAAUUUAACUGCCUGGGACGUGAGAUUCUAGGGCAGGCAAGAGGGCUUGGCAGAGAUGGGAGCUUGCUGCCAAACCUGACGCCCCCAGCUUAGUUCUCAGUACCUGCACAGCUGACGGGAGAGCCGACUCCGACGUCCAUCCUCUGACAUCCACACAUGCGUGCCCCCACCUCUGAUACACACAAACAAACAAUUGAGUAAUAUAUAGUAAAAAUUAAAGCGUGUGCUACGGCAAAAGGACACUGAGCCUCCCUGUGCUGAUCUUGAGUGCGGAACCUGCCGUGGCUGUUUACCUGACUUGCUGUGCGGAACAGACCACGUUCAUGAAUUGUUUUGCUACUAGAUUUUGAGGUUUUUACGAGAAAAUGUUAAUAUCACCGAGUCUUUAAAUACAGAAGUCUCUGUGUUUA
Molecule: messenger RNA, 1735 nt
Organism: Psammomys obesus (fat sand rat)
Lineage: Eukaryota; Metazoa; Chordata; Mammalia; Rodentia; Muridae
Gene: Dera
Product: deoxyribose-phosphate aldolase
Exons: 9
Coding region: 67-1023 (318 amino acids)
Biological process (GO): deoxyribonucleotide catabolic process; carbohydrate catabolic process
Cellular component (GO): cytoplasm
Molecular function (GO): deoxyribose-phosphate aldolase activity
Source: RefSeq, a predicted model, not a curated record